This is a messenger RNA of Macrobrachium nipponense, 6301 nucleotides long. RefSeq names its product GTP-binding protein 1-like (gene GTPBP1). The transcript is spliced from 8 exons. Gene Ontology annotation, biological process: translational elongation. Gene Ontology annotation, molecular function: GTP binding; translation elongation factor activity. The record is from RefSeq and is a predicted model, not a curated record. Bases 47 to 1312 code for a protein of 421 amino acids. NCBI's taxonomy places the organism in Eukaryota, Metazoa, Arthropoda, Malacostraca, Decapoda, Palaemonidae.
UUCCUUAUUAUCUUUCCAGGUUGGAGCGAACGCUGGUGUUGUUGGUAUGACGAAAGAACACCUGGGCCUGGCCUUAGCUCUAAACGUCCCUGUAUUUGUUGUAGUUACCAAAAUUGACAUGUGCCCGCCCAAUGUCCUACAGGAUACUCUUAAGCUUCUUCACAAAAUUUUAAAGUCACCGGGAUGUCGGAAGGUUCCUCUGUUAGUUCGCAAUGCUGAAGAUGUUGUUGUGUCUGCGACUAAUUUUGUUUCAGAAAGAUUAUGUCCAAUAUUUCAGGUCUCAAAUGUAUCUGGAGACAAUCUUGACCUCUUGACCAUGUUCCUUAAUCUUUUAUCGUCUAGAACGCCGCAAAAUGAUAAUGAACCGGCUCAAUUUCAGAUUGAUGACACUUACCAAGUUCCAGGCGUGGGUGUGGUAGUAUCAGGGACUUGCAUGAAGGGGGUCAUCAGAGUCAAUGAUACCUUAUUACUAGGACCAAAUGGUCUGGGCGAUUUCAUCCCCAUGCCUAUCAAGUCUAUUCAUCGCAAGCGUAUGCCAGUCAGGGAAGUGAGAGGGGGCCAGACGGCAUCUUUUGCACUUAAGAAAAUUAAAAUUACAGAAGUGCGCAAGGGUCAGGUGCUUCUUGACCCUUCUCUAAACCCAUCUUCAUGCUGGGAGUUUAAGGGAGAAAUAUUGGUUUUACAUCACCCAACAACCAUCAGUACAAAAUACCAGGCUAUGGUCCAUGUAGGAUCAGUUCGACAGACUGCCUCUAUAAUCUCUAUGGAUAAGGAGUGUUUACGAACAGGAGACAAAGCACAAGUGAUGUUUCGCUUUAUUAAACAUCCUGAAUACCUCAAAAAGGGCUUGAAGAUGGUAUUCCGAGAGGGUCGUACUAAGGCUGUAGGUCGGGUAUUGGAGGUCAUUCCCAAAAUGGCAUCAUUACAGCACCAGAAGAAUCAUAAAAUUAUGAAGAUGGUGAAACAGAAUGGCGCAGGAAAUGACAGUGGUCAACCUGUUGGGGGUACACAGGAGAAGCAGGCGGGGGGUGCAGAUGGGAGCACGGUGCAGCACCCAGGGGGCGGUUAUGGGGGCAGUAAGAAACAGCGUAGUCGACGAGGGGGUAAACACAGAUCUAGAGGGAAUAACAAUGCUGCAGUUGGCAAUGCUGGAUUGCAGAAUCCCACUUCCCAAGUUGCAGCAGUAUCUCCUCCAGCUUCAGGAGUACCUCCUGUUGUUAGUGGUACUUCAGUUCCAAAUUCUGCAGUGGGGACUCAGCCAAUGCCAGAGAGCUGCAAAUCGCCACGCACUGCAGCUCAAGUGUCUGUGUGAACCCUCCCAUGACUGUGAAAGGUAUUGAAAAUUUAUGUCUGGCUAAAGUCAAAGAAAUAAUAUUUUUCUUUCGUAUUUAAAGCACAGCAUUGCACAGCAAAAUGUGUAUAGUACACUGAAAUUUGUCUUGGAAAACUGUCCACUCUAGGUCCAUUUUCAAUUGAAUCUAAUUCUUUGUUUCGUCAAGUUUGUCACCUAAGGCCUUUGUUUCUGAUGAGUCACAGUUGUUACCUGAUUUUUGAAGAGGAUCGUAUUUGCUUUCUGUUGCUUGCCACUUGUACUUCAUUGAUGUUGAACGAGACUAUGGAAUAUCAAGAUGAUUGUUAAGAUGGUUUUUGGCAUUUUACAGAACAUGUACAGUUUCGAUUUCCUAGAUACAUACAGUAUGUAAAAGUUGGCUGAAAGAGUGAUGUCUUUUAAUAAAUUCUUUAUGCAGUGAAUGUAUGAACGUCUCAGUGCAUUGUCAAAUUGAUCAUAAUUUUUUAAGUUCUUACUUUAGAUAUUUUUACCUAAGUAUUGUGAAAGUUUUAGGUUUGCUGCAGUUUUGUGUCAGGUUCCUGUGACAAUCUUAUGUGGUUUCUAAGUGACAGCACUUCAGAGAGUAAGUUGAGGGUCAUUUAAAUGAAAAACAGUUUUCAUUUUAAACUUCAGUACAGUAUAUGGUUUAUGUUAUUUUUUAUUUUCAGAUUUCUUUGAUUUAUUGUUUAACUUUUCCUAUCUUGUAGGAACACUUUCUAUAAUUUAUUAUUAUUAUUUAUGUAAUUUUUUUCAUUUCAAGUGAAAUGAAGUCAAGCUGUUUGAUGUCAUCUGAUAAAGAUUUUAGUUAUUAAUUCAUAUUGCCUUUGCUUUUCAUAUCAUCCAUCAUUAAAGUUUGUAUGAAUGAUUCAUCUAUAUUAGAGUGCCAAGAAAACCAUGAAGUUAUUAUCCUGUGCAAAGCAGAUUUAGGAAUGCCAUUAGAGUCAAGUUUUGAAUGAUGUUAUAUUCUAUAAUAUAUUGUUUAAAUUAAUUGGCUUUGUGCAUAGCACUCAGAGGAUACAUUUUGUGAUUUUGACUUAAAGUUUUCAUUUCCUUUCUGAUACAUAUUUCAUUUAAUGUUACUUCACUUUAGGCCACUGUGAUGACUGCUUCUUAGGAUAUGAAAUACAAUAUGGGUGUCCAUUUGCCCGGAACAAUACUUGAUGCUUUAAAGAUACCCAUGGAAGGAUUUUUUCUGGUCUUUGGAAGAUUCCCUUCCAAUGAUAUUGAUAAAUAUAAAAUUAUCCAUUGAUAAAUAGAGUUUCAUUGGAAUUACAGACAUUCUUAUACUAGUUCGAAGUUAGACUGCCUUCUACUGGUCAAGAAGGUUUGACUGUCUUCUGAUUGAUAUGGCUGAUGCUUAACCAGUUGAACUUGAAGAUUUCAGUUUUUCCAUUGACUCAUGUUUUAGAUUACGAAUUUGUGCUUGUCAGUUAUGUCGUAGCAUAUUAAAUGCUAACUAAGAUUCUUGGUUUUGUCAUGUUUUGGAAGUUGGUCCAUCAUCAUCCAGGAGAAACUUUAAUUAUCAACAUCUUACCUUUUUAGUGGAAACAAAAAGUAAUGGGUAUUUCUGACAUUUGUGAAUGGUAUUGCCUAUGUUUUUUAUUACUACGUAUUGUUUAUUACUAUACGUAUUGAGGUGGCUGAGAAUGUAACAAAACAUUGUUUCUUCUAAUUAACUGAACCUAACUACUGUAUGUUAAUUAUUCAAAGGGAUAUUAAUUCUGUCAAACUCCUGUAUUCUUGUCAUGAUUAUGUUGUUUACAAGAGAAUGGAAGAAAUUUGCAAAAGUAAAAGUCAUUUAGGUAAAAAUGGUCCAUUAAGGCUCCUUUAUUGUUUGUUAGUGUGAUUCAUCCUUCAUGUAACUCUGGCAUAAAACUGCCAAGUAGUGGAGAGCUUGUUUGUUUAGGUACCUUGCUAGAAAGUGUGUCCGCCAACUGCUUAGUGAUUUUUUAGCAUUACGGUACUUACGUAGCAGAAAGAACCAAUAACUAAUGCAAUUUAUUUCUGGUUUUAGGUAUACGUUAUUUACCUCAUUUAAGUCGUAAAUGAUCUAAGAUGUCUGUCUGAAAUUCUUUCCUUAUCGAGUCAUAUUCCUUUUUCUAUUGUGUUCUACCAGAGGUAGGUGGUGGGAAUGUAGUGAACAUCUUUUUUAGUUUUCAGAGUUGUUAGGAGUGGUGCUUAGAGAACAUGGAAAUAAAAAUACAUUAGCUAAUAUGGAUUCCAGCCUUUUGUAAAUGUUUUAGAUCACUCUUUCCUUGUGUAGGCAGACAAAACAUUAUUUCUCCUAGUUCUUCUUUGUCCAGUGCUCUUUCUGCAUGAUCUCUCAGGAGGUUUAGGUCUUCUUCUGCCCCUUUCUUCAUGAUUGCCUGGGUUGUCCUCCUUCAAAUUGUUGUCCUGCUAUUGCUUUUUUGAGCAAGGACAUAACCAUGUCAACUUUUAAGAUAUUAACUUUUUUUUUUGAGCCUCAUGACUUUCAUCUAAUUUUUGGAUUUUGAUCAUCAUUAAAUAGUCUCAGAAGGAAGUUUGGUUCUGAUUUGGUUAAAAUAAAUUUACAAUAGCUAUUCUUUGCUUGACUUUAGUUCUAGUUUUGCUUUGUUUUUCUCAUUGAUUUAUAAUCAUAUGGACAUUUUCAUUGAUACAGUUAAUAGUUGUUCCAUAUAUUUGGUUUAACUUCUAAUUUCUGAGCCAUUGAUUUAUAAUCAUAUCCACAUUUUCAUUAUAUUUUGUUUAACUUCUACUAAUUUCUGAGCCAUUGAUUCAUGACAUUAUACCUCUUUGCAUGGUUAUGUGAAGGGUAAGUUAGAGCAAAUCUGUUCAGUUGAUGUAUUCUAAUCAAUUAUUAUUUCAGUGCAUUAUUACAGUUGCAAUUAUGUUUUUUCACUUUUGAAUCCUAUGAAAAUAUAUGCAGGAAGAUGAUGAUAUGCUUAGUAUGAAUCACACAACAGUUUAUGUGUGAUUAUAGUAUGUCUGUUACAUCAACAUCAAGUAACCUAGUACACACACAAGUCUUGUGGUGGCUAAGUCUGUUGCUGGUAUAUGGAAGGCAGUAAUUACCUAUCUAAUAUCUGUCAUACUGGUAUGAUGAGUACUCUGGAAUGUUUUGUAGAAUGGUUUUGAUGGUGAUUGAGUGGUGAUUAAGAUGCCCUUUUUCAUCUGAUUAAUAAAUACCUCAGUAUAAUAUUCCUGAGAUUUUUACAUUUUGGAAUUCAUUUGUUAUUCACCAGAGAUAAGGACAUGUAAUUUUUGAAAAGUAUCUGAUAUUUUAUCACAAUGUUAAUUAUAAAAUAUUUUUAAACAUUAUUGUAAAAGUAUUUAAGAAAGAAGAUUGUGAUCUAGAUAUUAUCGUUGUAUCUCGCUGCAUUUGGCAAUUAUAUUGGGUAAGAAUUUUUAUAAAUAAUUUUUGAUAACUUGUUUCUUUCAGCUUCUACCAUUCAUGCAGUCAUGAAUCUUUUUUGAACUCUUUUGGUAGAUCGUUAUGUCAAAAAAUUACCUGAACUUGUGGAGAGUUUUAGUAGAAAUUUGAAAUGUCAGAAUGCAAGUGCAUGUAGUUUGUUUUGAUUUUCUUGUUAAUCAUUAAAUAGCGUCAAAUUUUGUUUCAAGGUACCAGGCAUUGCUUGCAGUAACAGAAUCCCAAAAUAUGUUGGAGAAUUUAAUUGUUGCCUAAUUUCAGUGAUAAAUCUUGUUAUUGCAUAUUUCAUUUUAGUCACAUCAAAUUGACAAGUUGUGAGUUUUUCUUUUAUCAAAUGUUUCUCACUUUAGGUCUUACCAGACAGCAGAGUUGUCUUGUAUUAUUUUGAUAAUUGUUCUGAUUGACACAUGUGUAUAACACUGUUGUUAAAAUUUUGCAUGAUUUAAUUGAAGCAGUUGUAAUCUGAGUUGAAGAUUGAAACUCAGUGGUCAUAUCAAGUUACUUGAUAAUAAUUAAAUUAUUUGAUAUAAUUUUUUCGUAAACUUAAAUGAAAAAAUAAGGUCCUCAGUAGUAUGUAUGUAUGUACGUUUAUUGCUAUAUACAGGAAGCUUUUGCCAACUUGAUCAUUGGCCUCUUCACAACUGAUCAAGUUGGCAAAAGCCCUCUGUAUAUAUGUAUUAAUAUACAUACAUACUAUUGCAGACUUUAUUUUGCAAUAUUAAAUUAUAUUUGUGCAAUAUUUUUCACAUGAUUGUAGUUUAUAUCUGUUAUAUUCCUUUUUUUUGUACUAUUUGUUUUAAGUCUCCUUUUUUCCUCAUGUUUUCACAGAGCCAAUCUUUAUUAUGUUUGAAAGCCUUUAUUUCAUUGGGCCUUUGGUGGAAUUAGUUAGUGUUUAUCAUUGCUUAAGUGACUUGAAAUUGAUUUGAAAUUUAGAACUGUGUGUGCCAGUUGCAAGUUCACAAAAUAAAAGCCAGACGUCAUUAAUGUUGCUCUUGUUUCAACACAUUGCUGUGCUUCUUGUAUAUUGUAAAGCGGAGCGAAUGUUUUGUCUCACAGAAUUUACAGUCUAACACUAGAUUAUCAAAGAUCUCAUUAAUCUAAAUUGCACUGUUGUACAAUGAAUAAAAAAAAACACUUUUUGAAGGUGAGACCUAAUGAAAGGUCCUUUUAUUUCUUCUUCUACCUGAUGUACCAUUAUCAGACACGCAUCAAGUGUCCCAGGCCACAUCACUUCCCUGUAUUUUUAGAUACAGAGGUAAAGUAAAUGAUUUAUUGAUGCUGCAGUGAGAAAGGUGUGUUGCUAAGAGAAUAGACAAUUUUUUUUUUCGAGUUUGGUAGGGCUAUAGAUCUUUUGGAAUCAGAAUUUCAAGCUUUUUUUUUUUUGGAAUAUUUAAGGGUUUUGUAAAAGCAAGAAAGAUAUGAACUGUUAAGGGCACUCAUGCCUAAAACUGGCUAGGAUUGGUAUUUAUUUUAUCCGAGUGAAUAUUUUACCUUUUUAUCUAGGCAUAGGGAUUGCAACUUAUGGUUGUAUGAUGUGAUAAAAUUAAAUAUUUUAAAAUUUU